AUGCUGCGCUUUCGACAUGGAGACGUCGAUGUGCCCACUGGGCCUGAGGAAACGCCGAGCACGGUAAUGAAGACAUACAUGGUGCUGGCCGUUCUGAUAUUGAUGGCCAUAUUCCAUUGGUACUUCGUGGCGACGCAUGACCGCUUCGAUGUGAAGGCGUUUAGCAUGUAUUUCAUUUUGUUAUCGCUGCUGCUCAUCGCGAUCUUUCACGCUGUGCCGCCCAUAAGGCGAGUCUAUCCAUACAAUUACUUCUUCAUGCUGGUCACGGCCGAGUUCAUGAUCUUGGGCGCAGGCGACCUGGGCUUUGAUAUUGGUGGUGUUCCUUUGACAAUAGCUGUUACCAUUAUAAUCGCCAUCAUGGAGAUAUGUCUUAUAAUAAUUGGCGCCAUUUUGAGUGAGUUUCUGCCGCUGAAUUCGUUUCUGUUCGUCUCGUCGACAUAUCUGAGCUUUAUGCUGGCCACUAGCAUGAUCUUCCUGAAUUUCAUGGUGCAUGUGCGAGUUACUUUGAUAAUAAUGCGACUAAUGCUGCUCUAUACUGUCAUAGCGAUGUGCAUCUAUCAAUCGAUGUGGGUGCAUAGUCGCGACUGCAGUGAUGAGCAUGCGAAUGAUGAAUACUUGCUAAUGGGAUUGCUGCUCUUCCUGGACUUUGUUGUGUUCUUUGUUCUAUCGCCAUUUUACAUUAUGCAACCGCCAGAGUUCACAGAGGUCAACAAGUGUUUCUGCGAAUGCCUCCCUUAUGAUAGACAAAUGUAA
Molecule: messenger RNA, 753 nt
Organism: Drosophila busckii
Lineage: Eukaryota; Metazoa; Arthropoda; Insecta; Diptera; Drosophilidae
Exons: 1
Coding region: 1-753 (250 amino acids)
Source: RefSeq, a predicted model, not a curated record